Molecule: messenger RNA, 5572 nt
Organism: Gadus chalcogrammus (walleye pollock)
Lineage: Eukaryota; Metazoa; Chordata; Actinopteri; Gadiformes; Gadidae
Gene: acsf3
Product: acyl-CoA synthetase family member 3
Exons: 10
Coding region: 155-1939 (594 amino acids)
Biological process (GO): fatty acid metabolic process
Molecular function (GO): medium-chain fatty acid-CoA ligase activity
Source: RefSeq, a predicted model, not a curated record
ACCAUUUAAACGAUAGCAUGUUCCCUUCCGGAAGAAUAUCUUUGACGCACUGUCCAUCGCUAAAUGAGUCCCCGUUGUUUGGAUCUGUAAAACAUCUAGCAUGGGGGCCCUCGUGAGGACGUCGUCAUCUCUUGCAUCCUAGGACUUGAACGCAAUGUCCUGCUUUAUACUGUCAGGAAUUGUCGGCGCCUGCCGUCCUCGCCCAUGGACUCACUGCCACCUGCUCUGCCUCCCGGUUGCUUACUGCGCCCACUCUAAGCCAAGGUCACAUCGCCAGCUGCAUGUGAAUACUACAUACUUCACAUCCAGCAAUAUUGGGGCCGCCUGGAGCUCUGGCCAUGGCCCGGUGUUCUGCAGAGCAUUGGCCUACGGAGACAGGCUGGCCAUCGUCGACGACAGUGGCCGUCACAGCUACAAGCAACUGUACGGCUGCAGCCAGGGCCUCGCACAUCUAUUAAGCUCUGCCCUCCUUGGCUUUAGCCACGGUGACCUGCAAGGGAAACGUAUUGCCUUCCUGUGUGCCAACGAUGUGUCAUACACGGUGGCCCAGUGGGCCGUGUGGAUGUGUGGAGGCGUGGCUGUCCCACUCUACCACAAGCACCCGGCAUCCGAGCUGGAGUACAUCAUCUCAGACGCCCAGAGCUCCCUGCUGGUGGCUGGCCACCCCUACGCUGGCAAGCUACAGCCUCAUGCCGACAAGCUUGGGCUGCCCUGCAUUGCCCUCCCCUCUACCGCCGACCUAGGCUCACUAGAGCGGGCUGAGACCCCAGAGAUGGAGCUGAAUAUCACGGACUGGGGCCAGAGACCCGCCAUGAUCAUCUACACUAGUGGCACAACAGGCCGGCCCAAAGGAGUCCUACACACACAUAGCAGCAUUCAAGCUAUGGUCCAGGGCAUGGUCUCAGCGUGGGCGUGGUCCAAGGAUGACGUCAUCCUACACACCUUGCCCUUGCACCACGUGCAUGGCAUUGUGAACAAGCUGCUGUGCCCACUGUGGGUUGGAGCCACCUGCAUCAUGCUGCCAGACUUCCAGCCACACAAGGUUUGGGAGAGGCUAUUGAGCUCUGAGGCGCCAAGGGUAAACGUCUUUAUGGCCGUUCCCACUGUCUACUCCAAGCUGAUCCUCCACUACAAGCAGCAUCUGACACAGCCCAACGUCAGGGACUACAUCAGGGCUGUUUGUCAGGAACGCAUCAGGCUGAUGGUUUCCGGUUCUGCCGCUCUGCCCAUACCGGUUCUCCAGAGCUGGGAGCAGAUCAGCGGGCACACCCUGCUGGAGCGCUAUGGAAUGACGGAGGUCGGCAUGGCUCUGUCUAACCCCCUGCUGGGUCCCCGUACACCAGGUGCGGUUGGAGUUCCGCUACCUGGCGUAGAGGUCCGCAUCGUCCUUGAUAACGGUAGCAGCAUCAUCGUUGUUGCUGAAGGCAACCACAGAAACUGCCAGGUGUGUCCAGGUCUUGAGGGGAAGGAAGGCGAUCUGUUAGUCCGAGGUGAGACUGUAUUUAAGGAGUACUGGAACAAACCACAAGAGACCAAGGAGUCCUUCACGGCUGAUGGAUGGUUCAAAACAGGAGACACUGCGGUCUACAAGGACGGAGUGUACUGGAUCAUGGGCCGCACCAGCGUCGACAUCAUCAAAAGCGGCGGAUAUAAGAUCAGCGCCCUCGAUGUGGAGCGCCAACUAUUGGCCCACCCAGACAUUACAGAUGUGGCGGUGAUCGGUGUGCAGGACCAGACCUGGGGGCAGAAGGUCACGGCAGUGGUGGAGCUGGAGGGGGGGCACAGCAUGACGCUGGAUCAGCUCAAGGCCUGGGCCAGGGAGCACAUGGCCCCCUACACCAUCCCGACUUGUCUCCUGGUGCUCGACCAGAUUCCCCGGAACCAGAUGGGAAAAGUCAACAAGAAAGAGCUACUGCAACACUUCUUUCCCGGCUCCUAGACCCAUCACCGUGGCUUUUCUUACCAAGACAUGACCACCCCCCCUUCUCUUGGGUCUAUUCCCAUGACCCAGACACGCAUUCAUUAGAAUGCUAUUCGAUUUUAAAUUGUCAAAAUUUGUAUUAAAUAUGACAAUUAUGUUAAUUGUUCCACAAUGGGUGUGUGUGUGUGUGUGUGUAAGACUGCAUAGUCGCGUGUGUGUCCUGCCAUUUGCAGCUGUGGUUCAGCAGGUGCGAAAAGAACCUGAAGGCAGAUCCUCCUCAGAGAUCCUCUCUCCCUCUUUCUCUAUCUUUUUUUCUGUCCUUCUCUUUUGCUCUUUAUGUCUCGUCUCUCUUUUCAUCAGCCUCACGCAGCUCUUCACUAAAUCCAGGGCUCUGACAAGCAGCGACUCGUUCGAUUGGUAUGAACCCCAUUCAAAAGUCUGCAUCUAGCCAAGUAGCGGUACAGUCCAAAUGCAUUGGGGAGGUAACUUGUGAGGACUUGGGAAAAGCAAGUAUCCAAGAAUGCAUUUCACAACAACCAGCGGCACUACAUCAGGAGUUUGUACUCCUGAGUCAUACUUGCCAAGUACAGAGUAUGCAAGUCCGAACUUGCCGUAUUUGAUUUAGAGAGGCCCGGUAUCUCGUUCCAACCUGCGAUUGGUCCAAAAUAUCACAUGGUUACAGUAGGGUCUGGAUAGUGGGCUUUUUCCUAUUGUCAGACCCCCCAGGAUUUCGGGAUGUUGCGAUUCGCAACUUCAACGCAACAUCCAUCAUUCACCGCAAAUUCAGGGCGGUGUCGCAAUUUUAACCAACCACCGCAACUUUCCCGCAAAUUUGACCAAUCAGUGGCGUCGUCUUGAACUGACGUCGACAAACUACCUUAUGCUUACUUCCGUGUUUACUACUUCAAGUGAUUGAAGCAUUCAUGCAGCAUGUGCGUGUCCAACGUUUCACACUUGCCGCCAAAAUAACUGCGAAAGAUUGCGAAAAGCAGUAUCCUGCUUUCUACAUGAAAGCGAGGGGAAAUUAUUUUGCACUGCAUUCAACAUUGUGGUGGAACAUAAGCGGAAAUCUUCCAUUGAUUUUUUUUUUUUUUGAUCCAUUGCAUUUUGCCACUGCGAAACAUAACUACAGAACUGCAGAACUGCAGGCAGGACGUCAGACGACGAGGCAGAUCACUAUGACACAGGCUGUUGCAUCCAAGUCAAUUGCCAGUGCGGACAGAAUCAAGAAUAAAUUAUUCAUAGGACCAUUUCUCAGUGUUUUUUUCUUUUAAUUAAUGUUUUUUCAGUAAUAACUUGAUAUUUAAUAAUUACUCAGGGAAAAUUGCAGUAAUAACUUAAUAUUUAACAUUAGGAAAAUCACAACUUUUAUUGCAACUUUCACUUCCUCUAGCACUGUAAUCGCAACAAAAACCUUAAAAACACGCAACUUUCAUCGCAACUUUAUGGAAAAGCUCACGCAACAGCAGGCAUUUUAGGCCGCAACAAUCUCAAAAAAGGCCCGCGAAAUCCUGGAGGGACUGUAUUGUUCAGGCAUGGCAAAGCAAGAGCAAAUGUUGCUGAAUUAAAUAAUUAGAUGACAUACAUGUACCUUUCAUAGUCUUUCACAAAGAUAGGCAGAAUUAUUGCUAAAGCUAGCAAGCUAGACAGGAGUUUUUGGGGAGGGGCUUUGGUGGGAGGCUUGAUAGGAGGGAUUGGGAUUUUCCCGGUUCGAUUCUUUCAAAAAUGUUUCUCCCAAUUGCCUGACCUAGCUUUAUAGUCACGUAACAAUGUUUCUUAAUGCACAAGAUGUCCUCGGGCAAUGAAUGUAAUUUUUGUCAUGUCGUAUGUUAUAUACAUGGAGUCUGAGAUCAAUAAAUUGUAGAUUACUAUUUAAUUCAUGUAUGCAUUCACAACCCAAUGUAUGUGGGUGGUUCUUUUGCUCUUUGUAUGCAGUGACUGAGCAUAACGGAGGACAAUAAUGCCCAAUCCCAAUUCACUUCUUGCCUUACCACUUACCCCUACCCCUCUGUUUGAGGGGUAGGGCUAGGAAGUUAGGCUACAUCGCCAUCCAAAAGUCUUACAAAACAUCGGCAAUACAGUGGCGAAUGCCGCACCAGCAACCAAAGAAAACAACAAAUGUAUUUAAAAAUCACUACAGCUGCAGAUGGCAUUGUUUGAUUCAAAAUGUCUGUCAACUAUGGAAGGACAUUAGUGCAAAUAACCUCUGGCAGCUCGGCCCCGCCACGCAUGGCCUCGAGUGUCCCUUGCCUACCAUUCACUCAUUAUUUGAUGCAUGCUCGCGCAGGGCAAGGGAUUGUGGAAUGGCUUGCAUGCGGGCGGGGGAUUGCGGCACGUUGAAAGGGGAGGGAGAAAGUUACAUUUAUGCAAAUGAAUGGGUCUUGCAGUGGUAAACUACUACAAGCAACCACUAGGAAGGGGGUGGGGAGUUGCCACGCGUUCUCGAAAAGGAGACCACGCUUUUUAUGGGCCCGAGUUUAUAGAAAUGUUGCCUAAACACAACCAAAGUAUGCGUGUUAACAGGUAAUAUUUGGAAAUGGCAACGCAACAAAAAUCUACAUUAACGUGGAUUUUAUGAUCGAGGCCAAUGAUGGACCUUAACACAUAGCACAUUUAGGAAAUGUUUUUCAACUGGCAACAUCGGACUAUCCAGGCAGCUUUAUAAUGGCUCAGCCUUUAUAACCCCUCCAAAAGUCUUAUAGUGCCUCUCAUUCGCAUUGUAUUCGACUCGUGGUCGCGUGGGGCAAGGAAUUCUGGGAAGGCACGUGUGAGGGAGGCUGAUCGCAGCGCAUGUAGAGGGGAGGGACAGAAGUUGAACUUCAGUUAACGAUUGGACCAUCGACAUUGAGUGUAUACUAGAGGACCUUACGGACUCGCAGUGGAUUUUAAUUUCCUGGUUUUAAGCACUUCCAUCAACAAAGACGUAAUCUCCCCCAAACAGCCACUAGAGAGAAUGCGGGGCCUUGACAUGCUCUGUCAUUUGCGAUUGAACACACCAAAAUAAGACCCGACGUGUUAACAUGUCCAUUAUUUUUGCAAUAACAUGUCAAAUUCUAACAUGUUAUAUUAGGUCCUGUUGGAGGACAAAAUUUCAAGAAUGUUAAUUGCGCUUAUGGCCUUCCAUAGUUAACAAACUCGUCACAUGGCUGCAUAAUCAACAUAGAUGACUACUGCUUACGUAACAGGGCUUCCAAGGGUCGUCCCCCUUCACAGCGGAAGAUUUCUUUCACAUGUCGAAAAGCGAGGUACACUCGGAAAAAGGAGGGGGAGAAAUGACCAACACCCAUGGUGGGGAGAACGAUCGCAAGUAACCCCCCCCCCCCAUCCUCACCCAAACUCCACCUUACCAGACAAUGAAAUGCUAUCACACACCCGCACAUUUAGACACACACACACGUCACGCCUACAUACAAGUGUGCAAACAUGCACAUGCGUGCACGUUGGUGGGCCUGCAGCCACCAGAGAGCUGAUUAAGAGCAGAGGUAUCGAUCGGUGGGCUGGCAGGUGGCGAUGGAUGAGGCAGCAGGAGAACCAGAGACGCCCACAGACCCCCACAUAAAUACCCCCACGUUGCCUGACCCCCAGCCCAGUGAAAGACCGGGCCAGCUGGGGUGAAGGGUCCUGGGCCCUGGGGUAAUGGGAGAACCUACG